This is a messenger RNA of Drosophila novamexicana, 2533 nucleotides long. It is a transcript of the gene Tsr1, whose product is annotated as pre-rRNA-processing protein TSR1 homolog. Lineage: Eukaryota; Metazoa; Arthropoda; Insecta; Diptera; Drosophilidae. The record is from RefSeq and is a predicted model, not a curated record. Bases 60 to 2501 code for a protein of 813 amino acids. The transcript has 4 exons. Gene Ontology annotation, biological process: endonucleolytic cleavage of tricistronic rRNA transcript (SSU-rRNA, 5.8S rRNA, LSU-rRNA); ribosome biogenesis; maturation of SSU-rRNA from tricistronic rRNA transcript (SSU-rRNA, 5.8S rRNA, LSU-rRNA). Gene Ontology annotation, molecular function: U3 snoRNA binding; GTP binding; GTPase activity. Gene Ontology annotation, cellular component: preribosome, small subunit precursor; nucleus.
AUAAAGCAACGUGAAAAUUAUUAUUUUGUUGUUAAAUUGUGGUAACAAACAAGCCAAACAUGGCGGAUCAUGCGUUUCAUCGGCCUGGCCCGUUGAAGCAAACAAACAAAGCCCAUAAAACUGGCCGUCAUCGCUCCAAAGGCGCCAUCGAUAAUGCCCUCAAAGGCAAAGUGGGCCUCAAAGCUAUCUCGCAUAAGCAUAAGCUGCAGCAGCGAAAGGAGCAGCGACGCAAUCAAAUGAAUCAGCUGCGCAAAAACAAACGGGACGAAGUCUUGAUGCAGAAGCGUCAGUUGGGUGGCCAGAAUACAGCCCCAUUUCUGGUGUGCUUGCUGCCCAUGCACGAGCAAAUCGAUCCCAACUCGGCGCUUGCAAUACUUGAGAGCUGCGACAGUGAAAUCGUUGUGGAUAGGUCACCUAGCGGUGUCGUUUAUAUGAAUCUGCCGCGCUUCAAGCAGCGCUUCGCCUUUGUCUUGCCGCCCGUUGGACGUGGCAACGAGCUGAUUGUCCUGGACUAUCUGAAGGUGUGCGACACCACAUUGAUGCUGACGUCGGCCGCCUUUGGCGAGGAUGACAUCUUCGAUCGUUGGGGUCAGCGUGUGUUCAACAUGAUUUCAGCGCAAGGCAUACCGACGCCAGUUGUAGCGUUGAUGGAUCUGGAAUCCAUUAAUCCAAAGCGUCGCACUGCUGCAAAGCAAGCGGCUCAGAAGUUUAUCAGCAAACUGCUGCCAGAGGAGAAGAUCAUGCAGAUGGACACCGCCGCCGAGGGACUGAAUGUUAUGCGACGUAUUGGUGGGCAGAAGAAGCGCUUGCUGCACAACGUUAACAAUCGGCCCAACUUGUUUGGCGAUCUGGUCGAAUAUGUGCCUAAUGGGGAGUUGGGCACUCUGAAGGUAACGGGCUAUCUACGUGGACAGUCGCUGAAUGUGAAUGGACUUGUGCAUAUACCCGGGCUGGGUGAUUUUCAACUCGGCCAGGUGGAUGCUCCGCCCGAUCCCUAUAAGUUGGAUAAGAGUCGCGAUGGAGAGGCAGCUCAAGUGCGAUUGCUCGACCGCAGCAAUCCAGAGAAGCAAACGUCGCUGCAGACCGAGAACAUACCCGAUCCUAUGGAUGCGGAGCAAACGUGGCCAACAGAAGAGGAAAUCGAGGCCGCCCAAAAGGAGACUAAAAAAACAAAGCUAAUCAAGCGCGUGCCCAAAGGCUACAGCGAUUAUCAGGCCGCCUGGAUACCCGAUGUGGAGGAAGUGGAAGGCAAUAAUGAUGAUGAUGAUGCUGAUGACGACGAGGAUGACGAUAUGAGCGAUGAAGAUGACGAGGACUUUAUGUCCUGUGAUAACAAAUCCUUUGAGGAUGAAUGCGAGAAACGUGACUCGGAUACGGAAGAGUAUUUGGACAGCGUUUCUGUGUCCUCAGAGGCAGCUGUUAAUGAUGAAAAGUACGAUCAGCAAAUGGAUUUCCAGGAAGAGCGGGAGACACUACAGAAACUGCAACAGGCGCGCACCGAUCAACUGUGGCCCGAUGAAAUCGACACUCCCCUUGAUGUUCCUGCUCAUGAACGUUUCCAGAAGUAUCGCGGCCUCGAAUCGUUCCGUACAUCGCCCUGGGAUGCCAAAGAGAAUCUGCCCAGCGAUUAUGCGCGCAUCUAUCAGUUUAAGAAUUUCGAUCGCACCAAGCGACGCAUUUUAGCAGAGGCAAAGGAGUUCGAGGGCAUCUUGCCCGGCUUGUACAUUACACUGCAUGUCAUCAAUGUGCCCGCUAGCCGUUGGGACGCUUUCAGAUCCGGUCAGCUAACAGAUAAUGUCAUCGUUUAUGGCAUGCUUCCGCACGAGCACCAGAUGUGCGUUAUGAACGUUGUCCUGCAACGUAUUCCCGACUCGGAGGUGCCGCUCAAGUCAAAGGAGCAACUGAUUGUCCAGUGUGGCUAUCGGCGCUUCGUUGUCAACCCGAUUUACAGUCAGCACACCAAUGGCGACAAGCAUAAGUUUGAGCGUUUCUUCCGUCCGUAUGAGACCGUGUGCGCCACAUUUUAUGCGCCCAUACAAUUCCCUCCUGCUGCAGUGCUCGCUUUUAAGGUGAAUCCCGACUCCACGCUAGCAUUGGUCGCCCGAGGCCGCUUACUUUCUUGUAAUCCUGACCGAAUAGUGCUGAAGCGCGUGGUGCUUAGCGGUCAUCCAAUGCGCAUCAAUCGCAAAUCGGCGACGAUACGUUACAUGUUCUUCUACAAGGAGGACGUCGAGUACUUCAAGCCCGUCAAGCUACGCACAAAAUGCGGUCGCAUGGGUCACAUUAAGGAGUCCCUGGGUACGCACGGUCACAUGAAGUGCUACUUCGAUGGCCAGCUGCGCUCAUACGACACUGCAUUCAUGUAUCUCUAUAAACGUGUCUUCCCCAAAUGGAAUUAUGAGGAAUGCCUUGUGCGCAGCGCAGAGCAUACACGGCAAGAGUCAGCGGCGGAGGCUCGUCGCAACUCGAAGCAGCUCGAGGAUGUGUCCAUGGAUCAGUAGUUGAAUUUGUAAAUAUAUCUAAUUAUACAUAU